Ilex paraguariensis (yerba mate) is the source of this 3440-nucleotide messenger RNA. NCBI's taxonomy places the organism in Eukaryota, Viridiplantae, Streptophyta, Magnoliopsida, Aquifoliales, Aquifoliaceae. The record is from the annotation of a GenBank genome assembly.
UAUAUACUUUUCCGGAGGUCUACGCCACUUGGACAGCCCCCAACCCUCUCAAUCCUUUCUUCCAGGUAAUUAUGGAGCAAUAUAACCGUUGUUUCCUGCUAUUACAAACAAUACCCACUUGCUUUUUUAGUGAUAUUUUGAGUUUAAGGAAGUAAAAUAGCAAUAGAAUCAGAGAUCUCGAAUAAUUCUCUCUGUUCAUGGAUGAAGAAAGGAGCUCCAGCUUUGCUUGAGAUUAGUCUCAUCCAAUCAUCUUCUCCGUCAAUCCAUAAGGUUCUACAGGUUUAGUUCUUCAAAUUGAAUGCAGAAAUAUUAUAUAGUGGAUGGGGGUUUUGACUUUUUAAUCUGAAGUUAAUGUUUUGGGGUUAGAUUCCUUUCUUCCCUUAUUUCUUGGCAGCAAGUUUCAUUUGGUUGCUAAUUGACUUAUUGGGUAUUUUGUGAGUGAUAAUUUGGACUUUCUGAUUUGAGUUGAUGGGCAUUGCACACAGCUUUCUAAAAUGAGGUUGCCAAAUUGAAGUUUCAGUUCUUUAGGUGCUCAAAAGAAAUCAUAGAAGGAAAGAAUGGUUUUGACUAAGAAUGGCGAAAAUAAUAGUGGAACUGAGGAAUCUAAUGGUGCUAAAGUCGAGGGUCCUAUUCCUAUUCACAUCUCAGCGUCUCAAAGGGGACUAAUAAGUGGUGAAAACCCUCAAAAUCAGUUCCAUGAUGGUUUCUCUGCUCUUCCCAAGAGAAUGAGGUCCCUCAAAUUUGGUUCUUUGGCUUCCCCAUCUGCAAAAUUUCAUCGGAUUGCUGAAGAAAAGGAUGAGAUUUCACGCACUGUACCUUCUUCCACAAGUCAUCAUUUGCAUGAACGUUUUAAUAGAGUCUUCAGUCGGAAAAUUGAUUGGACCUCCCUUUGGAAAAUCAGCAAGGAAUGGUUAAGGGACCCAAUGAACAUGGCUCUAUUCAUCUGGAUCACUUGUGUUGCUGUUUCAGGAGCAAUUUUAUUCCUUGUCAUGGUCGGAAUGUUAAACCAUGCCCUGCCAAAAAGGUCCCAAAGAGAUGCUUGGUUUGAAGUUAGUAAUCAAAUCCUUAAUGCGCUGUUUACUCUUAUGUGUUUAUACCAGCACCCAAAGCGAAUUUAUCACCUAGUACUUCUGUUGAGAUGGAGGCCCGAAGACAUUACCAAACUCAGAAAAAUUUACUGCAAGAAUGGGACUUAUAAGCCCCAUGAAUGGGCACACAUGAUGGUGGUUGUUCUUCUACUCCACAUUAACUGUUUCGCGCAAUAUGCUUUGUGCGGCCUUAAUUUGGGAUUCAAGAGAUCAGAGCGACCCGCAAUUGGAGUUGGAAUAUCUGUAUCUGUUGCAAUUGCUGCACCUGCAAUUGCUGGUGUCUACUCAAUUACUAGUCCCCUUGGGAGAGAGUAUGAUUCUGAAUUGGAUGAAGAAGCACAAGUUCAGAUUACUGCCGCGGAAACCAGCAGACCAAGCCAGUUAAGGGUGAAAUCAUUAGAGAAGAGAUUCUCCUUUGCAAUCAGGGAUGAGGGGAGGAUUGUGGAGAGUAGACCAAAGUGGAGUGGUGGAAUACUUGAUAUUUGGGAUGAUAUCUCUCUAGCUUAUCUCUCAUUAUUUUGUAGUUUCUGUGUUUUUGGGUGGAAUAUGGAGAGACUUGGGUUUGGGAACAUGUAUGUUCACAUUGCAACUUUUCUUCUGUUUUGUAUUGCCCCCUUUUGGAUUUUCAAUUUGGCUGCCAUUAACAUUAAUAAUGAGGCUGUCAGGGAGUUAUUGGGGGUUUCUGGGAUUUUCCUCUGCAUAUUUGGUUUGCUCUAUGGUGGCUUUUGGAGGAUUCAAAUGAGGAAGAGAUUCAAUUUGCCCCCAUAUAGUUUCUGUUGUGGUAAAUCAGCUGUUACUGAUUGUGCAUUAUGGCUUUUCUGCUGUUGGUGUUCGCUUGCUCAGGAAGUGCGGACUGGGAAUUCCUAUGAUAUUGUGGAGGAUAAGUUUUGCAUGAAACAAGUGGAUGACCUUGGCCAGUCACCAAUGAUGCCUUUGCCUCGUGAAGAUGGAGAACUACAGUAUAGGUCUGGCACAAGUUCUCCUCUUGGGAACAAUUCCCCUCCAUCCCAGAUUAUGAAAGCUAACUCUCCAAGUCUCAGUAGUUUUUUGAAUGAAUAUUCUAGUCCAGGUAGGCAGCUUUCUUCAGUCGAAGAAGAAUCUUCUAAGAGAGGUGAGGAUGAAACUAUGACCCCACCUGCUCCUUCAUUUAUACAAAGAGGAGCAAAUUAGCAAAAACCAAUUUUGAAAUGGUGUCAUGGUUUGUAAUAUGAAAUGAUUCAGAGAAAAGAUGUCAAUGUUAUACAUCAUAUUUAUUUUCAGUGUACUUACUGUGUGUAUACUUCAAGAUUCGAUCUUAUUUAUCUGGCUUGUGAAGAUUAUACUCAGACACUAGUUUCCAUGUAAUAUUGUCGUUUUUAUUUCCAUUUGGAUUCAUUGUUGUGUUAAUGCUUUAUUGACAGUUGUGUUAUUAGGUUAGUUAUAUAGAAUCAAAUAUGAUGUGCCUGUUAAUCUUUUAUUUGUCUCAUUCAUUUAAGUUAGCAGGAUCCUGAUUGUUGAUUUAUUCGUUUCUUCUUGAAUCACUAUCAAGAGGCUAUCAGAUCUCCCCAUGAUAUUGUUCUGUAAAAUGCUUUCUUGAGGAUUUACUUCUAUAUCAGAAAGACAACUGCAGGGGCUUCUGGUGGUGAAUGACUGUGUUGGACUUUUACAACCUCUCGCUUUCAUAUGAACAUAAAAAAAAAAAAAAAAAAAACCCAGCCCUAAAGGUAGUUUUCACUCUUAGUUUGAGAUUAAUUGGACAGUAAUGCUCUCCUAAUCAAUUAUCUGGCGUAUUCUUUGUUCUUUUGUAAUUUCAGUCUUAAGAUACAGCAGUGAAUCAGUCUAUUAUACCGGUCAAACCAAUUGAAAAGCACUAGAAGCCUGGCGGAAAAUUCAUAGGAAAUCAGAUUCCUAUGCUCCGCCAUUUUUCAAUCUGUUGGGUGAGCCUGUGCCGUCCUUCACAGAAUGGGCUAUAUAAUGAAGAAUGAAGGCUGUCCUUCGGAUACCUCUAGUUGUCCAAGUUCCCACCAGAAUGAAGGCAAGGUCAGAUGUAUAACUACCUUCAGACUUUUCCAGCUGGGGUAAGCGGCACCUUAUAGAAAUCGUGCAGUUGAAGAAGCCAUUACUGAUUCUAUCUGAGGAAUCUUGACUUGGAUUAAGCAUCGGAUGUCAGCUUUUAGUAUUUGUAAGUUCUUUUGAUUGUGAUGAGAAGGCCGUUCCUAACUACAGCAUUUUCCAUUAGGAAAUACUAGCGAGUUAAUUUUACUACUAUUCUGCUAUUUAGAAUUAGUUCGGUUUAGUUAUUGAUUCAAGAACUCAAAUAUUAUUCUUAUGUUCAUUUUGCUAACUAUUAAUUAGUUUCUUUUGGGGCUGCCU